UCCCAUUUAUCGCGUUUCCUCCCUCUCCAAGCACUCUCCCCUCCCCUUCCCCUUCCCCUUCACUUCCCCUCUCCUCAACUCCACCGCCUUCCGCCUCGCUGCGGAGCCCCCGCGGCCAUGCUGACCCCGCGCGUCCUCAAGCUCUCGCUGCUCCGCCGCCUCGGCGCCGCCUCCGCCGCCCGCGCGGCCGAGCGGCCUCCGCCGUGCCGUCCCAGAGUGUUUCCUGCGAGGAGUAAUCAUUCUCGAGGUUAUUCCAGUGAAGGAGGCUCCAAGUAUAAUAGGCCAAUGAGACAAUUUGCUGAAGAGAAUGAGGCGAAUCCUCAGCCGCUGAUAUAUUAUGUUGUUCCAUCUGCUCUACUAGUUUUUGCUGGACUAGUCACUUUUGUUCACUAUAAUGAUGAGAAGCGUGCAGUUACCCAAGAAGCACAGCAGACCAGUGUUCCCAAAAGGUGUACUACCAAUAGACCUGCAAUUGGAGGGCCAUUUAAGCUAUAUGAUACAGAAAACAAAGAGGUGACUGAAUCAAAGCUUCGAGGAAAUUGGACACUGAUGUACUUUGGCUAUACAUCAUGCCCAGAUAUUGGCCCAGCAGAAGUUCAGAAGAUGGCUGAUGUUGUCAAGUUGUUAGAGUCAAAAUAUGGCACCAAGAUUACACCACUCUUUAUCACAAUUGAUCCUCAACGUGAUUCACCUGCUCAGCUUAAGGCAUAUCUUAGUGAGUUUGACCCAAGAAUAAUAGGACUAACGGGAUCCAUCAAUGCAGUAAGACAGAUUGCACAGGAAUACCGUGUUUUCUUCAAAAAGGUUGAUGACAUUGGUCAGGACUAUCUUGUAGAAAGCUCUCAUAACAUGUACUUGCUAGAUCCAUGCUUGGAGACAGCACGAUGCUUUGGAGCAGAGUAUGAGGCAUCUGAUCUUGCUGAGGCGAUAACUUUGGAGAUCCAGAAAGCUUCUAAAUCAUCAACAAACUAGUGUAGCUGCCCAUUGUCUUGGGGGACCUAGUUCGGCACAAUCCAAUGUUUGCUGUGAAGCACUUUCUCCCUCUCCCCUGUAUAGCCUUGAUCACAAAAGGGUGACAUGGUGAACCUCUCAUUUAGCUCUGCCACCAACUGAUUCCAGCUCCUGUUCCCCGCUCCUUUGUGUGUAAGAAUUGAGCAAAACUGUACAGCGCCUCCUCCGAUGAAAAUUUUCCAGCUACGAUUCACUUGCAAUUUUACGAUCACAGAAUUCUGUGGCAAUGUCUAUUUGAUGUACCAAAACUACCUUGUAGAACAGGUCCUGUAGGUAGGGAUGAAACUGGUUCGGAUAGUUUCCGUCCGUCUGAACCAAUUUUCGGAUUCGGAAAAAUUCGGUCGGAACUAUCCGGAACUUUUCGGAUUCGGAAACGAAUUCGGAUUUUUUUUCUCGGAUACGAAAACGAAUACAGUAAGGGUGAUAUCCGAUGGAAA
Molecule: messenger RNA, 1448 nt
Organism: Oryza sativa Japonica Group (Japanese rice)
Lineage: Eukaryota; Viridiplantae; Streptophyta; Magnoliopsida; Poales; Poaceae
Source: RefSeq, a predicted model, not a curated record